This is a messenger RNA of Ophidiomyces ophidiicola, 462 nucleotides long. RefSeq lists its product as uncharacterized. The record is from RefSeq and is a predicted model, not a curated record. The coding region runs from base 1 to 462 and encodes 153 amino acids. NCBI's taxonomy places the organism in Eukaryota, Fungi, Ascomycota, Eurotiomycetes, Onygenales, Onygenaceae. The transcript has 2 exons. Gene Ontology annotation, molecular function: DNA binding; protein dimerization activity.
AUGGGAGGACCUGACCCUUACCGUGCGUCUCGCCAGCAGUUCAACAAACGUUCAACAACAGUUUUAUCCAAGGCGAUGGAGCUGGUUCAGAAAUGCGAUGCCAAACUGUAUCUGCUGAUGGUCCACGAGCGUGGUGUUUUUGAGUACAACUCGACUGUUGACCCGCUUCGGAAUGAAUGCAAUCCUGACCCCGAAUGGCCGCCUCCAGUAUUAGAAGUGGCAAAGGUGUAUCCAAAUGUUCAAAGAUCCAGCCACAGCUUGAGAGAAUUCAAAAAGUUGAAUAAGCAUCAAUUGGCGAUAAUACAGCAUCAAAAUGAGGCUGUCGCGCGUCGAAAGGUUAAGGCCCAUAAAGCUGCUCUGCGACGAAAGUUGGUUGUCCCAGAUGCUCCAGACCUGGUGACUUCCAGGCACUGGAAUAACAUAGAUCAGAAGGAGAAACAAGCAGAACAGAAAAUCCGCUGA